Molecule: messenger RNA, 561 nt
Organism: Aspergillus ruber CBS 135680
Lineage: Eukaryota; Fungi; Ascomycota; Eurotiomycetes; Eurotiales; Aspergillaceae
Exons: 2
Coding region: 100-426 (108 amino acids)
Source: RefSeq, a predicted model, not a curated record
AUCGCCGCAUCUGGUUAUCACCAUCAAUUUUCUAAAAAUCACGAAGCAACGACAUACUUUCGUAUCGAUAUAACACUAUCACUGAGCAAGAAUCGACACAUGAUAUCACACGGCAUUUUACAUGAGCUCCUACUCUGUACCCCGUACAAGGCGAGUCUAAAUCAAUACUCUAGUGGAAUGAAUCCGUACUCCAUACUUUGCGAACAAAUGAAGAUUCACUCCCAAAUCCACCGUAGACGCGCGCAAAAACCAAGACUAGAGCCGAUGCCGUGCGAUAGUCUCAGCCCAAGCUCCAGUAACCUUCAAAGUAGCCAAAUCUUUUGUGUUAUUUGCUUUAUUUUUCUUUGUUAUGAUGAUGAUGAUGUGCGGUGGCACUAUAAUAUAUACGAGAAUGAUGAACGAGAGGUGGAUUCAUUCGGUGAUUGAUUUGAAUCCCGCACAAUUCCGGCCAUACAAAUAGCCUAGCCCAUAUGCCAUAUGCAGUUGGGAUCCAGCUGUAGAAAUAUGUAUGUGUAGGACCAGGAUAAGGUCAGUGCUGCGACCAUUGCAUUUUUAGGAAAG